CAUGUGGCCGGUGGCCUGCCCCAGACUGUACUUUAACAACAAAACAAAACAAAAAUCUCCAUUCAAUCCCCUCUGUCAUCUCUUCUUUUUCUCUCCCCCUGUUCUCUGCGUCGCCGGUCCACCUGAUACCAUGGACGACUCACCAAUCAACCGUCUACCACAAGACACACUCCACCAGAUUUUCUCAUCUCUCCCACUUCGUCAAAUCAUGAUUUGCAGAUCCGUCUGUAAGUUCUUCAAUCAAAUGUUGACCUCACCAUCCUUCGUGGACCUAAUUUCCACCCAGCCCCCGCUGCGCUUCCUCGCUCUCCGCCCUCCACAUCACCACCACCACCUCCACCAUCAAAGACAAAACAGUCACGUCUCCUCUGUACCUUACCUCCACGUGUUCGAUCCAGACCAGAAUCAAUGGCUCAGGUUCAGUCUCAGCUUUUUACCUUUCAGGUCACCUCACCCGGUGGCGUCAGCGAGUGGACUCAUUUACCUCUGGGGUGAAUCACCGACCUCGAUCGAGUCGAACAGGUCACUCGUUGUCUGUAACCCCUUGACCCGCCAAUUUCAGGUGCUCCCUCAACUUGGCUCGGCCUGGUCACGACACGGAUCUGUCCUGGUUGACUCCGUUAACCACCGAGUCAUGGUAUUAACUGAACUCGCUGCUUUAUAUUUCUCAAACACAAACAAGACAAACUCGUGGUUAACUUUCUCCGCGAAUUUACCAUCAAAACCCAGAAGCCCAAUUCUAAUAUCGGACUCUGUUUUCGCUUUAUGCGAUGUUGGGUCUCCAUGGAGAUCUCAAUGGAAGCUUUUUACAUGUAUACUGUCGAAACUUAAUAACAAUUAUAACAACUGGGUUUGUUUAGAAAGGCAAGAAUGGGGAGAUAUUUUUGAUAUUAUAAAACGACCACGUUUGGUUCGAGGAAAGGGGAAUAAAUUGUUGAUGAUUGGAGGGUUAAAGUCGAAUUUCUCGUUGAAUACAUCGUGUUCGACGAUUUUGAUAUUGAGGCUGGAUUUAGAGAGAUUGGAAUGGGAGGAGGCAGGGAGAAUGCCGGUGGACAUGUAUAGGAGUUUUCAGGAAUCGAGUAAGUUGAAGGUUUUUGGUGGCGGGGAUAGGGUUUGUUUCUCGGCCAAGAGAAUGAGGAAAUUGGCUUUGUGGGAUGAUUGUGAUGGUGUUGUUUGGAGGUGGAUUGAAGGAGUGCCUGUAGGUGGAGAUGGGCUUUGUAGAGGGUUUGUGUUUGAGGCUGGUCGUACUGCAUUGCCUUGAACUGGUAUGUUUGGUUAUUAAAUUAGAGUUGGAUUUUAUUGCCACUAUUGUAUUUGAGAAACUUAUUGGCUUAUUUAUGCUGUACCAUGUAUUUGGUUUAUCAAUGAAAUGUUGUUUUUGCUUUA
Molecule: messenger RNA, 1386 nt
Organism: Populus trichocarpa (black cottonwood)
Lineage: Eukaryota; Viridiplantae; Streptophyta; Magnoliopsida; Malpighiales; Salicaceae
Product: SKP1-interacting partner 15
Exons: 1
Coding region: 2-1261 (419 amino acids)
Molecular function (GO): protein binding
Source: RefSeq, a predicted model, not a curated record